Messenger RNA from Olea europaea var. sylvestris, 870 nucleotides. Its product is annotated as protein FAR-RED ELONGATED HYPOCOTYL 3-like. The record is from RefSeq and is a predicted model, not a curated record. NCBI's taxonomy places the organism in Eukaryota, Viridiplantae, Streptophyta, Magnoliopsida, Lamiales, Oleaceae. The transcript is spliced from 4 exons. The coding region runs from base 1 to 870 and encodes 289 amino acids. Gene Ontology annotation, biological process: regulation of DNA-templated transcription.
AUGCAAAAUGUAAUUCAGUUUGUUUUUUCAAACAUAAGACAUAGAUGGUGUUUGUGGCACAUUUUGAAGAAGUUGUCUGAGAAGUUUAGAUACUACGAUAAUAAAGGAUUGAUAUUUGGAGCAAUACACAAAUUAGUAUAUGAUUCCAAGUUUAUUCAGGAAUUUGAAGAAGGCUGUAUGAGAACAGAGGUGUUGGAUUUCUUGUUCAUAAAGACUAGUUUCUGGGUAGGGAUGUUAACGACACAAAGAAGUGAAAGUAUGAAUGCAUUCUUCAAUGAGUUUGUACAUUCUAAGACAUUAUUAAACAGGUAUGAACAAGCACUGUGCAAUAAAGUUGAAGAGUUCCAAGCUAAUUUCAAGUCAUUUUUUCAAAUGUUGCCGUGUGCCACACAAUAUGAAAUGGAGCAGCAAUUUCAAUCAAUUUACACCAUUUCUAAAUCCAAAAAACCUAAGGCUGAGUUUACGGAGAAGGUUUAUUGCGACCUCAUCUCUACUUCAGAGGGAAACUUAGGGAAAACGUAUGAGUGCCAUUUGUUUGAGUUUUGGGAAAUAAUUUGUCGGCAUGCAAUUACAGUACUGAUUUGUAGUAACAUCACGUUACUUCGCGAGAGGUGCAUAAUUCGGAGAUGGAGGAAAGACGUUAGUAGAGCACACAUGAAAAUCGUAGUGAAUUAUGACAAUUUGUUUAGUAAUCCUAAACAGUUGAGAUACGAUGAUAUGUGCCGUGCUUUUGAACAGUGCAGUAAUUUUCAAAAUCAUGAUAGCGUGACUGUACGUGAUUCGAUGUCAUCGUGCACAAAGGAAGUGCCCAAGAAACUUCGGAGAAAAGGUCCUUUGGAGUUGAGUUUGAAGAAAUGCAAGGUGCAUUAA